This is a messenger RNA of Chironomus riparius, 3063 nucleotides long. The record is from the annotation of a GenBank genome assembly. Lineage: Eukaryota; Metazoa; Arthropoda; Insecta; Diptera; Chironomidae.
CAAAACUAAAACAAAUGUCAAAAUUUUCAUAAAUAAUAAUGAGAAAAUAUUUUAAUAUAUUCCACAAACAGAUUUAACUUCGCAAAUGUUUAGACACAGUAAAGAACAUAUGAAUAUUAAAUCAUUUGAAGCAAUGAAAUCGGCGUCUGCUCAACCACAAAAAGAGCAAUCGCUCACAAGUAAUAUCACUAUAAAAUCAAAACGAUUGCCUCAAAUCGAAAUUUUUGAAACAAGUGAAAACACAAAUAAAAAUCCAAUUUUGACUAAGAACAUCAGAAAUAUAAAUGAAUUUUAUGAGGACAUCUUGAAACUCCUAUUAGAAACUGAUAUGAAUUAUCAGCAACUUUUAAAUCAUAUUGAAAUCAAUGAGAUAGAUUUGAAUUAUUUAAGAGAUGCAUUUCAAGUUGGCGAAUAUAGUCAUAAGAAAUUGAUGGAUAAAAUUAAAAAGAAGUCAUCAUUAGAAACAAAGUAUGAAGAAAAUGACACGAAGCAUGUAAAAACUACAGAAUGGUAUCCUAUUUUAAAAAUUGAGACUAUAGAUAUAUUCCAAGCUCACGUUGACCUACUUAAAACAUUUUUAAAACAUGAAAUUAUGAUUUCAAAACUUCCAAACUAUCACUGGAUUGAAAAUUUUAAUUCAUCAGCUUUGAAAAUUUUGUCAUGUCAUGCAAAUUCAACAAAUCUCGAAGAGUCGUACAUAUCACUAGCAAAAUGGAUAGCCUUUAUCGAAAUUCAUCAAAAUUAUCCAACAAACCUCGAAAACUUUCACAUUUUACUUGAAAAUAUCAUCGACACUCAACAGUAUGAGAAAGAAUCAUCAUUACAAUGUUCUCAUAGAUUGUCAUUUACAAAACUAUUUAAAUUUUUCGACAACAGUAAAAAUGGAGUUUUAGAAUCAGUAAUAAAAGAAGGUCAGCAUGAAAUUCAUUUAAAAGUUAAAGAAGAGGAAAUAAUCAAACUUUUUUGGAUUUCAACAAGCCAAUUAAAAGAUUCAUUUCUAAACUUCAUCUUUGAACUUCAAUCAAAUCAAUCGGACAAGGAGGAUAUUAAGAACAUUUUGAGGAACAUAUUCGAAAUUGUUGAAAAAAUCAAUAAAGUCACCACUCCUAUAGAUAAAGAAGAAAUAAGUUUCCAAGAACGUAUGAAAAAGUCACUUACUAAUGGAAUUAUUGAACAUUUCAUGAAAAAUGUCAACCAGAAAUUGUUAAAACAAGCGAAGCACAAUGAACAAAAAUUAAAUCAAUUGAUAAAACUGAUUCAAUUUGUACAAAAGAACUUCAAACAAUUUAUUGAAGAUUUUGGUCAAAUAUUUGCAUCUUAUUUCAAUACUUCUCUAUUGGAAUUACUUUACUAUACUUAUGAUUCACAACUUGCAAAUGUCAUCAAGCCAAUCGUAGUAGAAAUAAAUAAGACUAGAGAUGGAAAUAUUGAAUACUUUUUAAAAAGUUCAGAAGCAGUUUCCACAAAACUUUUUCAACUUUAUUGUGAACUGAAGAAAUUUUCUGAUUAUGGAAUGGAAAUUUCUGGAAACCGUGAAUUUAAAACGAAAGAAUACUUUUCAUGGUUUUCACAUGGAGUUGAAACAAGAAGUAAUUCAUUCACUUUGUUUGGAGCCAAAAUAAGAAUUGAAAAGGCUUUAAAUGCUGACAGCUUAAAGUCACCGAGCGACAAUAUAAAACAUUCCAAAUCAGCACAAGAGGUUUCAAAAAUUCUAAAUUCAGUUAAUGAUUUCUGGGAAAAUCUUGAUGAUAAGUUUUAUGAAAAUAAAGAAACAGAACUAGCCAAACUUGUCUCGGGAGAUGUUUGUCGAUUUUCGAUUAUAUAUUUUGAAAAAAUGGUCAAAAAGAUGCAAUCGUCCAAGUUCACACUCGUUUAUGUUAAUUCUUUUAAGAUACCAUCAGAACUAUCAACCAUUAUAGCAAACAUCAGUUUUGUUUGGGAUGAGGUGCAUAUUAUAAUUGGACAACUGAUAAAGAAAAAUUCAAUAAAAUCCUGCAGUGUAAAAAAAAUUCUUCAAAAUACCUUAAAAUAUGUGAAAGAACUAACUCAAACAUUACUGUGCUCCACAUUGGAAAAAUGUGUUCCAUCAAUAAAAAAAUUAAUGAUUGAAAGUGCUGAGGAUUAUAACUCUAGUGAGAGUGAAUUUGAUAAAUUAACACUUUAUAUAGAAAGUACAAUUUUAUCUUUAAAAAAUUAUCUACCAAAUCGUGAAUUUGAGACAGCUAAAGGAAUAUUGUGGGAAAAAGUAUUGGAAAUAAUAACGGAAGUAAUUGAAAAGUUAAGUCACAGCAUGUCACCAAAAUUCUUUUCAAAUCUUAAUAAAAUUUUUGCAAAGCUGAAGCUAAUAUUUAAAUUUUCACCAAAUGAAAUAGAAAUCACGAUUAAAGUAGAAUCAAUUGAUGAUCUUUUAGAAUAUUACGGACUUAAUACUUCACGAUUGAUUCAUGAAUAUUAUAAAACCCGUUAUGAAAUGCAAAAGCAAAUUGAAGGUCCUUAUAUACAUCUUUAUGGAACUCUAUCCAUAAACUGCUAUUUUUCUGGGAAUAAAUUAUCCUUAAAAAUUCUCAAUACUAAAGACAUAUUACCAAAUAAGAAACAUGAAUUAACAGCAACUGUGAACUUUAUUCCUGAAAAAAGUUUUCAAGCAUACCAGCAUCUAAAAGUAAAAGUUCAAGAAAAACUUGAAUUUAAAAUGACACAGGAACAAAGAAGCAUGAGUGAUGCAAUUAUUUUCUUUUAUGUAGAAGAAAAAGUACUUUUUGGAAAUAAAGAAUGCCUCGGUGAAGCUUUUCUUGCCUUUAAAGAUAUUCCUCAAUGCAACGACAAUCAAACGAGUCAUAAAAUCAAUUUGACUUUUACUAGAAUCCAUGGAGAAGAAAUUGAGUCAUUGAUGGAAAUUCAAAAGAGAAGUCAAAAAGGCGAAAAGGAAGCAAAGGAUUUUCUUACCAAACUAAAACCCAAAAUGUUAGCUUCGUCGAGAAAGUCAAAAAAUCUUGUGACUGAAUUGUAAUUUAAAUGUAAUAAAGAUAUAAUGAAUAUACAAAAUAAAGAAGUAAUUCUACC